GGCAAGAUGGUUUACAUCUCGAACGGACAAGUGUUGGACAGCCGGAGUCAGUCUCCAUGGAGAUUAUCUUUGAUAACAGAUUUCUUCUGGGGAAUAGCAGAAUUUGUGGUUUUGUUUUUCAAAACUUUGCUUCAGCAAGAUGUGAAAAGAGGAAGAGGCUACAGAAACUCGUCUGACUCCAGAUACGAUGACGGAAGAGGGCCACCAGGAAACCCUCCCCGAAGAAUGGGUCGAAUCAAUCAUCUGCGUGGCCCCAGUCCUCCUCCUAUGGCUGGUGGAUGAGGAAGGUAAACGUCUGCUCUAAGGAGCAGACAGCUGGGCGUGCACAUUCGUAGCAGAAGGAAACCAUCUGGAACUGGGGCCGACCGUGCUGGCCGACGCAAAGCAUGUGUGCGCCCGCACCAGGAUUGCUCUGUGUCCCCACAGAUGAAUGAUGUCAGGCUGGGAAUUCCCUCCACAGGGAUCUGGCCUGAUUGAGAUGCAGUUCUAUAAAUGCGUAUGUUUGUCUCAUCUUUUUGUAUAGUUUAUUAAAGUAUUAAUAUAGUUUUAAUAAGUAAAUAUUUGUAGGUUGCAAAACUGACUCCUCAUCUUUAUAUACUUACACACACACACACACACACACACACACACACUCACCCAAAAACACCUCGGAAUAUGAAGAAAAUAAAUAAAGGCUGCGUACUCAGUGCUGUCAGUGUCACAUCUUUCAGCCUCUGAAAUAUUGCUCAUUGUUAAUUUGUUCUCAUUUCUAAGUAAUAAAUUGCAUUGUAUUUGUUCAAUAAUAUGCAUAUAGUA
Oryctolagus cuniculus (rabbit) is the source of this 795-nucleotide messenger RNA. RefSeq names its product selenoprotein K (gene SELENOK). Gene Ontology annotation, cellular component: Golgi apparatus; endoplasmic reticulum membrane. The record is from RefSeq and is marked validated. NCBI's taxonomy places the organism in Eukaryota, Metazoa, Chordata, Mammalia, Lagomorpha, Leporidae. Gene Ontology annotation, biological process: calcium ion transport; endoplasmic reticulum calcium ion homeostasis.